Protobothrops mucrosquamatus (brown spotted pit viper) is the source of this 1798-nucleotide messenger RNA. It is a transcript of the gene TWNK, whose product is annotated as twinkle mtDNA helicase. The coding region runs from base 109 to 870 and encodes 253 amino acids. Gene Ontology annotation, biological process: mitochondrial DNA replication. The transcript has 4 exons. Lineage: Eukaryota; Metazoa; Chordata; Lepidosauria; Squamata; Viperidae. Gene Ontology annotation, molecular function: 5'-3' DNA helicase activity; ATP binding; single-stranded DNA binding. The record is from RefSeq and is a predicted model, not a curated record. Gene Ontology annotation, cellular component: mitochondrion.
GUUGGAUCAAACUGCCUUUCUUACUAAUUGUGCCUUUGUCUUUCUGGAUCAGGUCCAACAGGCAGUGGGAAGACCACUUUCAUAAGUGAAUAUGCCCUGGAUCUCUGCAUGCAAGGGGUUAAUACAUUAUGGGGCAGCUUUGAGAUCCACAAUGUGCGUUUGGCCAAGAUCAUGCUUACUCAAUUUGCCAUGGAAAAACUGGAUGAACAACUGGAAAAAUAUGAUGAGUGGGCAGACAAAUUUGAGGAUCUUCCACUUCACUUCAUGACCUUCUACGGACAACAGAACAUCAAGACAGUAAUUGAUACCAUGCUCCAUGCUGUGUACAUGUAUGAUAUUACUCAUGUUGUCAUUGAUAAUCUCCAGUUUAUGAUGGGCCAGGAGCAACUCAGUAUCGACCGGCUUGCCCUCCAAGACUACAUUGUGGGUACCUUCCGAAAAUUUGCUACAGACAACAACUGCCAUGUAACUCUGAUCAUUCAUCCCCGGAAGGAAGAUGAAGAAAAAGAGCUGCAAACAUCUUCCAUUUUUGGAUCUGCAAAGGCCAGCCAGGAGGCUGACAAUGUGUUGAUCCUGCAGGAUAGGAAAUUAACCACAGGACCAGGCAGGCGCUACCUACAGGUCUCCAAGAAUCGCUUUGAUGGAGAUGUGGGAAUUUUCCCCAUGGAAUUCAACAAAACUUGCCUUACGUUCUCCAACCCUGUCAAAAGCAAAACUAGGGUAAAGAAAGUAAAAGAGGAUAAUGAUGAACCGCUACAAAAAUCUGUAGCAGCUGCUGAAGUUCCAAAGAAGCAACGCUCCCAGAAACAAUCCAAUAAGAGCACAAAACCUGCCUUAAAUGUAUCACCUGAUGAACCCAACAAGCCUUGAGGACUUGAAUUUUAUUCAGGAAGGAUUCACAACCAGCAGGAUCACUAUGGUUCAUUUGAUUAUAGGAAUAAUCAGUCUAACCGUACAGGCAUUGGUCAAGUUCUUUUUGCCCAGUUGCAGUUUUGUUUCAUUGGAACCAGUUGCAGGAGAGAUCUGUGAACAGUAGCAGGAUUUAUAGCACUGUUUAUUAUUAAGAAAUAAUCUGAAAAGAAACUUGGAUUGUUUCCCCAGGCUAUCCAGAAUAGAGAACAGAUCUAGUGAGUACAGCAGAAAGGUUCAGCUGCAGAUACAGUGGGGUAUGUGCAAGGAAGAGUUGUGUUUGUGUUAGAGAUACAUAAUGUCUACUUGCAACAAGGAAUGAAUAAUAUAGUUGCAGGGCACACCGGUGUACGUAAGUUGUCUUCUGCAGUUCCUAUAUGUACAUGGGGAUGCAGUCAAGGCUCCCUACAAGCUAGUGUGAUAAAUCAUGGUGUGGAAUUUCAAAUGCUAAUUGGAUCCUCUAGUACUCUACACAAUGAUGGGUGGAAAAAUUAAAAUUUCCUGAUCUGGAGAACUGAGUGAUGAAAUUAGAAAGCUUAAAAGGGAGAUGCACAUGCCCAUGUACCUGUAAGGGGGCUAUGGAAAAACCAUUAAGAAAAGUAAUGCAGCUUUAUUCAAAAAACAUUUCUAUACUUUUAAUGAUUUCCACAUUGAUUUUAGUUAACAUUUUAUAUUGAUUAUCCUGGCUUUAUUUCCUGACCCAGCCUUCAGUGGUUCGCAGUAAGAAAUUUACAUUCAGUGUAUUUCCUGCUUAGGAAAAUUCGUAUUGAAAAAGAGACUUAUGGGUGUUUUGUUUCCAUUGUACACAAAAAAAGGAAAAUAUUGUUUUUUAAAAUGAUAAAUGAGCAGGGUGAAAGAUUUUGAUAGGAAAAUAAAGAGUCUUAUUCUG